This is a messenger RNA of Arachis duranensis, 4509 nucleotides long. RefSeq names its product protein argonaute 2. Gene Ontology annotation, cellular component: cytoplasm. The coding region runs from base 21 to 3116 and encodes 1031 amino acids. The transcript is spliced from 6 exons. Gene Ontology annotation, biological process: regulatory ncRNA-mediated post-transcriptional gene silencing. Gene Ontology annotation, molecular function: RNA binding; protein binding. The record is from RefSeq and is a predicted model, not a curated record. NCBI's taxonomy places the organism in Eukaryota, Viridiplantae, Streptophyta, Magnoliopsida, Fabales, Fabaceae.
CUUAAACCCCUCUCCUUCCAAUGGAAUCCGGUGGUGACGGCCGCGGUCACGGCGGAAGAGGGCUACGCCGCCAACAACGACAGCCGGAGCUCAAUCUUCAACCACAAUGGCGUCGUCCCUUAACAUCACCCACAACCUCACACUCAAACAUCACUCUCCAACCCCAAUGGCGACGAUCGACGCAACCGCCGCCAGCAGCCCUUCCUUCUCACCCUCAGUAUUCUGCCACCGCCGCUGAACAACCGCGUGAGCUCCUUCUCCAACCAGAAUGGCGCCGCCCGAGGCCCCCGACGACGACAACAACUUCUUCUCCGGAACCGGAACCGGCACGGAGGCUACCGAGGCCCACUUCUUCGUUCUGGAACCAGAAUCAGUAUUCUCCGAAGCCGCAGAGCUCGAGUUCCGGCAGUGAAGGUUCUAGAACUUCCAGCGCUGCUGACCAUGCUGACUUUUGGCGACUUCCCUCAGGUAUCUACAAUGAUUCUCAAGCUCCCAAACUAGAAAGACUGCAAAUAUCCAGACAGUUUGCUACCCCAUGUAGUACCCUCGAAAGGAAGGAUAAGCUUUCACCUAUUCGGAGACCCGACAAUGGUGGCACAUUGGCAAUUCUAACUAACAAACUCCGUGUUAAUCAUUUCCUUGUGAAGUUAAAUCCAGAGAGUGUAAUAAUGCAUUACAAUGUUGGCGUUAAACCAAAGUUUCCCUCAAAGCAUGGCCGGCCUCAGAAAUUAUCAAAAUCUGAUCUGUCCAUGAUUAGAGAUAAAUUGUUUUCUGAUGAUCCAGAGAGAUUACCCUUGGAUAUGACUGCAUAUGAUGGUGCAAAGAAUAUCUUUAGUGCAAUACAAUUACCGGAAGAAACCUUUACUGUGGAGCUUUCUGAAGGAGAUGAUGAAAAGACCCUUACAUAUAGUGUUACCUUAACACUUGUUAAUACAUACAGGCUUCGCAAGCUAAUGGACUAUCUUAAUGGUCACAGCCUCUCAAUUCCCAGGGAUAUUUUACAAGGGAUGGAUGUGGUGGUCAAGGAGAAUCCAUCUAGGCGCACUGUUGCAGUGGGACGACACUUCUAUCCCCCUAUGACACUGAAAGAUCUUCACCGCGGCAUAAUUGCUGUUGGUGGGUUUCAGCAUAGUUUAAAGCCUACAUCGCAGGGUCUGUCCCUAUGCGUAGACUACUCUGUGUUGGCUUUCCGAAAGCAAGUGUCAGUCUUGGAUUUCUUGCAUGAGCAUAUACAUAAUUUUAAGUUGGAGGAAUUUGAAUACUUCAGAAAGGAUGUUGAAGAUGCACUUAUUGGAUUGAAAGUUAGUGUGACUCAUCGUAAAUCCAAACAGAAAUAUACUGUUGUGAGAUUAACACCUCAGAAUGCAAGGUACGUCACUUUUCCCAUUGACAAUGCUGAGGGGUGGAAUCUCUCAAAGAAUGCUAGUCUUCUUAGCUUUUUUAGAGACAAAUAUGGGAAAGACAUUGUAUACAAAGAUAUUCCCUGUUUAGACUUAGGGAAAGGCAACAAGAAGAACUAUGUACCUAUGGAAUUCUGUGUUUUGGUUGGGGGGCAAAAAUAUCCUAAAGAACGUCUGGAUGCAGAUUCUGCAAAGACAUUGAAAGCACUGUCACUAGCUCACCCAACUGAGAGGGAGAGUGCAAUACAAAAGAUGGUGCACUCAAAUGAUGGACCUUGCGGUGGUGGUGUGAUAACAAAUUUUGGAAUGAAAGUGAACACGAACAUGACAACCAUUCUAGGACGUGUCAUUGCCCCCCCAGAAUUAAAGCUAGGUGAUCCAAAUGGCAAGGCUAUCAAGAUAUCGUUGGAUCUAGAGAAAUGUAAUUGGAACCUUCUUGGAAGAUCAAUGGCAGAAGGCAAACCAGUUGAUUGUUGGGCCAUUCUUGAUUUUACUAGUUCUGGGUCAUAUAGGCACCAAUUGAGAGUCAACGAAUUCGUUAAAAAGCUUAUUGGUAAAUACGAAAGAAUGGGUAUAAACAUGCAGGAGCCCAUUUGGUAUGAAGAAUCUUCAAUGCAGAUACUUGCAAGGAAUGAUUUGCUCUCUGAAUUACUUCAAAAGAUUAGCAAUACUUGUAAACAGAAUCAUGGUCACAUGCAAUUUCUCCUGUGUGUGAUGACUAAGAAAAGUCCAGGUUACAAGUACCUUAAGUGGAUUUCUGAGACCAAAGUUGGUAUAGUGACACAAUGCUGCUUAUCUCAUAGUGCUAAUGAAGGGGAUGACCUAUUUUAUACUAAUCUGGCCCUCAAGAUCAAUGCCAAGCUUGGAGGCAGUAAUGUAGAGCUCAACAAUAUGUUCCCUUACUUUGAGGAAGAUAGGCAUGUUAUGUUUGUUGGGGCUGAUGUCAAUCAUCCUGGUUCUCGGGACACCAAGAGUCCAUCAAUUGCUGCUGUGGUUGCAACUGUUAAUUGGCCUGCAGCAAAUCGCUACGCAGCACGUGUUUGCCCUCAGUACAAUCGGAGCGAGAAAAUACUCAACUUUGGGGAAGUUUGCUUUGAGCUUGUUGCAUGUUAUAGAAGGAUGAAUGGAGUCAGGCCUGAAAAAAUCAUCAUUUUUCGUGAUGGGGUGAGUGAGUACCAGUUUGAUAUGGUUCUUAACGAAGAGCUACAGGAUUUGAAGAGAGAAUUCCAGAGAUUAAAUUACUUCCCAACUAUCACUCUUAUUGUAGCACAAAAACGACAUCAAACUCGAUUCUUUCCAGAGGGUAGGAGGGAUGGAUCUUCCACUGGCAAUGUUCUGCCAGGAACAGUUGUUGAUGCAAAAGUUACUCACCCUUUUGAGUUUGACUUUUACCUUUGUAGUUACUAUGGAAGCAUAGGCACCAGCAAGCCUACUCACUACCACGUUUUAUGGGAUGAACACAGGUUUAAAUCUGAUGAAUUGCAGAAGCUUAUAUAUGACAUGUGCUUCACCUUUGCAAAGUGCACUAAACCUGUAUCGUUAGUCCCUCCAGUGUACUAUGCUGACCUCGCUGCUUAUAGAGGACGAUUAUACCAUGAAGCAAGGGUUGGGAUGCAAUCUAUGAAAUCAGUAGGAUCCUCAUCUUCUAAGGCUUCUUUUGAGCAGGGAUUUUAUAGGUUGCAUCCUGACUUGGAAAACUUGAUGUUCUUCAUCUAAAGGAUAUAUAUCUCUCCACAGUCUAGCUGUCUUUCUGUGUUAUCUUUUUUAUUGGUUUCUUUCUUCUGAAUCCUAAGAUUAUAAAGAAAGAAAAUGUCAUCAUUGAAAAACCAUAAUAAUAAUAAUAAUUGGCAUUCACCAAUGGCGUCUUCCUUUGCUGAACUUCUUCCCUCUGAUGGAGCCUCACACAAGAAGAAGCUAUCACUUCCUUCAUCCAUACGUCAUGAUCCUAGAAGUGUUGCUUCAUCAAAGCACAAGUCAGAGAAAUCCACUGUAAGAAAUGGCUCUUCUGCAUCUCAGUUCAAGAGGCCUGGUUCAGCUUCUGAGAGAUCAAACUCUAGGUCUCUGGUGGUAGAAGAUUCAAGAAUGGAUGAAGUUGCUAUUGGAGCAGUGAUGAAAAUCCUCAGUGGCUACAUUGGAAGAUAUGUAAAAGAUGAACUUUUCAGGAGAAAAAUCAGGGAAAGAUGCAGUUCUGUGAUGGAGAGAAGAAGAGAGGACUCAAAUGAUGAGGUUUUUGAGAAUUUGGAAAUGGGCAUGGGGAAAGUUGAUAAAUUGGUAGAAGAUCAUGGAAGAAUGAGGCAAGUUAUGUUGAUCAAAAGCUUGAAGAAUUCCAUUGAGAUAUUAACCAUAAUAGUUGCUUCCUCUUUGAAUGCUAAAGAUUCUCAUCUUUCUGCUUGUGCUCAAAUUUACUUGGCAAUAGCUUAUAAGAUGUUGAAGAAAGAGAGAGUUUCCUCAAAGCAUUUACUUCAAGUGUUUUGUGAUUCUCCAAGUAUGGCUAGAACAUACCUGAUUCCUGAUCUUUGGGAGCACUUGUUUCUUCCCCAUCUUCUCCAUCUCAAAAUUUGGUAAAACAAGGAGAUUGAGUCUCUUUCAAAUGAAGAUCAUGGUGAUAACAAAAGGAAAAUGAAGGUGUUGAGCAAAGUCUACAAUGAAAAAAUGGAUGCUGGAACUAGUCUCUUUGCUUUGUACUACAAGCAAUGGCUGAAAGUUGGGGCCACAGAGCCUCCUCUUCCUGUUGUAUCAUUGCCAUCAAUGCCAAGUUGCAGAUCAUCAUCAAGAAGAAAAUCUUCAGAUUCGUUGGUUUCAAAUUCCUCAAUCAAUCCAAACUUGCAAAUAUAAGGCAGUGUUUGGCCCCAAACUGGAGCAGCAACCUACUGGUCCGGAUGAACAAAAAGGAGCCAUUGUAAUUUAUAAGGGCUCAGAGAUGAAUGAUAAAAUUUAUGGAGAUGAAUACAGGAGUUCAUCUCAGAGAGAAAGAGAUGUAUAUAUGGGAAGAUCAUCAAUCCAAGAUGACAAGAAUCAUGGUCAAUUAUGGCCCGAGUUCCAGAGAUUGGACUAUUUCCAGUGCUUUUCUUGCAGGAACAUACCUACAGAAGGAUUGGAAAACAGCAAC